Messenger RNA from Miniopterus natalensis, 1801 nucleotides. Lineage: Eukaryota; Metazoa; Chordata; Mammalia; Chiroptera; Miniopteridae. The record is from RefSeq and is a predicted model, not a curated record.
GAGGGAAAUUCUACUCACCCUCUUUUCCAAUGCCUUCCAGGUGAAAGUCGUGGCUGUUGAUACGGAGCUGAAUGUCUUCUAUGAGGACAGUGUGCAUUUUGAUAGAGACCUUCCAGAAUUUGGGACUCAGGGUGGAGUUCAUGUUCACCAGGAUGGUCUGACAGUGACUUCUCCAGUCCUGAUGUGGGUCCAGGCUUUGGAUAGCAUCCUGGAGAAGAUGAAGGCCUCGGGCUUUGACUUCUCUCAAGUCCUCGCCUUGUCGGGGGCAGGCCAGGCCUGUUUCUCUAUCAGCGACUGCCCAGUGUGGAUGGACUCCAGCACCACCGCCCAGUGCCACCAGCUAGAGACGGCCGUGGGGGGCGCCCAGGCGCUCAGCUGCCUCACUGGCUCCCGGGCCUACGAGCGAUUUACAGGAAACCAAAUUGCAAAGAUUUACCAGCAGAACCCUGAGGCCUACGCACACACAGAGAGAAUUUCCUUGGUCAGCAGUUUCGCCGCUUCCCUGUUUCUUGGGUCUUACUGCCCCAUUGACUACAGUGAUGGUUCUGGAAUGAAUUUGUUGCAGAUCCAGGACAAAGUCUGGUCCCAGGCUUGCCUUGGUGCCUGUGCACCUCAUUUAGAGGAGAAGCUUGGCCCCCCGGUACCAUCAUGCUCAGUUGUGGGAGCCAUUUCUUCCUACUACGUCCAGCGCUACGGAUUUCCUCCAGGAUGCAAAGUGGUGGCUUUCACUGGGGACAACCCAGCGUCGCUGGCAGGCAUGAGGCUAGAGGAAGGUGACAUUGCGGUCAGCCUGGGCACCAGCGAUACCCUGUUUCUCUGGCUCCAGGAGCCCACGCCCGCCCUAGAGGGCCACAUCUUCUGCAACCCGGUCGACCCCCAGCACUAUAUGGCGCUUCUGUGCUUUAAAAAUGGCUCUCUCAUGAGAGAGAAGAUCCGCAAUGAAUCAGCUUCCUGUUCCUGGAGCCAGUUCUCUGAGGCGCUGCGGUCCACGGAGAUGGGGAACGGUGGAAACUUGGGUUUUUAUUUUGACGUAAAGGAGAUCACCCCUGAAAUGAUCGGGCGUUAUAGGUUUAGUGCAGAAAACCGUGAGGUCUCAGCGUUCCCCAAGGAUGUGGAGGUCCGCGCACUGAUUGAAGGACAGUUCAUGGCCAAGAGGAUUCACGCCGAGGGCCUUGGCUACCGAGUUAUGCCCAAGACAAAGAUUUUGGCCACUGGAGGGGCUUCUCACAACAGAGACAUAUUACAAGUGCUUGCGGAUGUGUUUGGCGCCCCAGUAUACAUCAUAGACACUGCCAACUCAGCCUGCCUGGGCUCUGCUUACCGAGCUUUCCACGGCCUUGCAGUUGCGACAGACAUGUCCUUUUCAGAGGUUGUGAAGUUAGCCCCAAAUCCCAGAUUAGCUGCUACCCCAAGCCCAGGCGCUUCUCAGGCCUAUGCUGCCCUUCUCCCCAGGUAUGCCCGGCUUGAGCAGAGAAUCCUGUCCCAGCCCCGGGGGCUUCUGGAGUGAGUCCUGCAGGCCCGGGAGUGAGCCUGUUGACCCUGCCUGCCCACACUCGCUGACCCCACUCGGAGACAUGGCCCUGGACAGCCGGACCCUCUUCUUGUUCUGGGUGCCAGCCCUCUGACUUCUGAGGUGCUCCAGCCCAGUCUGGGACCACCGGGAAGCCUGCUUAGCGCAUCUUCCCUGUGUCCUUGUGCUCAGGGCAGGGGAGCAUCUCUUUUCCUGCCUUUAUUUCAGGAGGCAGGAUAACACUGAGCCUGGGAUGUCUCCAAUAAAGACUGUGACUUUUUCAUUUUCAAA